Messenger RNA from Leopardus geoffroyi (Geoffroy's cat), 4088 nucleotides. RefSeq names its product sideroflexin 5 (gene SFXN5). Gene Ontology annotation, molecular function: monoatomic ion transmembrane transporter activity; citrate transmembrane transporter activity. Lineage: Eukaryota; Metazoa; Chordata; Mammalia; Carnivora; Felidae. The coding region runs from base 38 to 1060 and encodes 340 amino acids. The transcript has 14 exons. Gene Ontology annotation, cellular component: mitochondrial inner membrane. The record is from RefSeq and is a predicted model, not a curated record. Gene Ontology annotation, biological process: mitochondrial transmembrane transport; citrate transport; monoatomic ion transport.
AUUUUAAAAGGGCCGGAGAUUGCAGGCGUCAGUGGUCAUGGCGGAUACAGCGACUACAGCAUCGGCGGCGGCGGCUAGUGCCGCUAACACCUCGACCGAUGCACCUCCUUUCCAGCUGGGCAAACCUCGCUUCCAGCAGACAUCCUUCUAUGGCCGCUUCAGGCACUUCUUGGAUAUCAUUGAUCCUCGCACACUCUUUGUUACUGAGAGACGUCUCAGAGAGGCUGUGCAGCUGCUGGAGGACUACAAGCAUGGGACCCUGCGCCCAGGGGUCACCAAUGAGCAGCUCUGGAGUGCACAGAAAAUCAAGCAGGCUAUUCUACACCCAGAUACCAAUGAGAAGAUCUUCAUGCCCUUUAGAAUGUCAGGUUACAUUCCUUUUGGGACGCCAAUUGUAGUUGGUCUUCUCUUGCCCAACCAGACACUGGCAUCCACUGUCUUCUGGCAGUGGCUGAACCAGAGCCACAACGCUUGUGUCAACUAUGCAAACCGGAACGCUACCAAGCCUUCUCCUGCGUCCAAGUUCAUCCAGGGCUACCUGGGAGCUGUCAUCAGCGCCGUCUCCAUUGCUGUGGGCCUUAAUGUCCUGGUUCAGAAAGCCAACAAGUUCACCCCAGCCACCCGUCUUCUUGUCCAGAGAUUUGUGCCAUUCCCUGCUGUAGCCAGUGCCAACAUCUGCAACGUGGUCCUGAUGCGGUACGGGGAGCUGGAGGAAGGGAUCGAUGUCCUGGAUGGUGAUGGCAACCUCGUGGGCUCCUCCAAGAUUGCAGCCAGACAUGCCCUGCUCGAGACGGCGCUGACGCGAGUGGUCCUCCCCAUGCCCAUCCUGGUGCUCCCCCCGAUCGUCAUGUCCAUGCUGGAGAAGACGGCUCUCCUGCAGGCGCGCCCCCGGCUGCUCCUCCCUGUACAAAGCCUUGUGUGCCUGGCAGCCUUCGGCCUGGCCCUGCCGCUGGCCAUCAGCCUCUUCCCGCAGAUGUCAGAGAUCGAGACGUCCCAGUUAGAGCCUGAAAUUGCCCGGGCCACGAGUAGUCGGACGGUGGUAUACAACAAGGGGCUGUGAGUGGUGGCCGGCCGGCCUGGGGAUGGAGUGCUAUCCAGGCCGGGGAGCCGGGGGCGGGAAGGAGUCUCCCGGCUGCACCUGCAGGGAGGGGCAAGCUGAUCCCACUGGUCCUGGGCCACCUGGGGGAGCACUGGACCCACAGUGGUAGGGAGACUAAUCUAUUCACAUGUUAACAUAAGGGUGAGGAAUUCUGACACAUUUCCUAUAAGAAAUAAUCAAGUGCAUUUCUGGGCCUUACGUGGGGUUGUCAAAACUCUACUCAGCACAAUUAUCUGUGAAGCUGAAAAAUUGUAGAGUGCCCACGGGAUAGACUUAGGAUCCUUUUAUACUUUGGGUUUUUUUUUUUCUUUUGUUUUUUAUCUGAAUCAAGUCUGAGCCUUGGCUGCAGUGGCCCUGAUGGCGGCAGCGGACCAGUGGUGGCAGUAGGAAUAGGCCAGGACGCUGGUAGAUUCAAGACAUUAUGGUGGCCGGGCCCAAUGGCUCCCUGAGCUGGGCUGGGGGUAGGGGAGGCAGUCUACACCUCACAGGAGGAAGCAGCUAUGACUGAGGUCCUCAGGAGGUGGCCCAGGGAGUCAGAAGCACUGGAAGCCUCUGGAAGAUUCUGUGGGCAGUUGACUCUGAGUGUGGCUGGCCUUCAUCCAUGCUACAACCUGCAGAACCAAUCCCUCUGCACGAAGCCCAGUGCCUGGGGCUGGGGUCACCCUUCAUGGAAUCCCGAUCCAUUCGAGGCCCCAGCUUCAGGCAAGAAGCCCCAAGAAGGAAUGAUGUUUGGCUGGAAUUGUGGGCCUGCACUUUGACCUCUGCAGGGUGACCCUCCUUCUAGUCACCAGGCUGGAAGCUGGGCUGUGGGGCUGAGGAUGGGGCUGGAGCUGGAGCUGGACCGACCUCCAUCUGGGGGGCUCUCAGGCCCCAACGCUUCCUGCUCCAUCCCACUGCUUCCUGAGUGGGAGGGUCUUAUGCCUGAGUGCAGAGGCAGGUUUCUAGGUACCAAUCUGAGAGUCAGCAUCAAGCCAGGAACUGCAGGCCCUGGCUGUGGCACCAAUGGGCUGUGUGACCUUGGACAAGUCUGCUCCCCUCUCUGAGCCUCUACUCCCCAUCCGGAACCAGAGGACUGGAUCAGGGCGUUCCCACCGACUCUUCCAGCUAACCUCGUCUUUGCCUGUCCUGCUCAGAUGCUGGUCAUCCCAGGCACAUCCCCAGUGUGGACACUGAACUGGGAAAGGGGCAGGCCCCUUUGGGAAUGGCCUCAGGAGCUAGACCUUGACUUUCUGUAUGUGAACCCACAUCCUGGGAACACUUGAUCUUUGCCCCUUUUCAGUUCUGAAGGAGGAGAUAGUGUGGGUGGCUGGGCCUAAGUGUGGCUCCACACCCACGUGCCACCUCUCACCCUGCACCGGCCUCCGAGGCCACUUGCUGCUGGCUCCUGUCUCUUCCCAUUGGCAAGCCAGGAAAAGGAGAGGCCUGCAGGGGCUCUGCAGAAGACAGCAGGACCCGAGGUGAGGGUGAACAGGGCAAACAAAGAGGAAGCAUGGGCCCCAUUGUACCCUUCACCUGCCCCCAGCUGGAAUGGAGCCCUCAACAUGCAGCCACAUGGCCUCCUCACCUCCCUGGUGACUCCACCUGGGGAGAGACCUGGCUGGAGGUGAACACAGGCAUGUGCAGGAAAAGACUAGUGCAGGGCAGCAAGGCUGUGGCCAUGGGCAGCUCUCACCAUCCUCUGUGCAGGGGUGGUUGUGGGAAGGUGGGUCUUCCACAGGCACUGGCACCAUGUACCCCCUCAGAACCCCGUGCUGUCUGUGAGAACCUCCCAGCCUGGCCCUGCUAUUUCUGCAGAAUGCUGCCCUGAGGGCCCCCCACUCUCCUGAGGAGCAGCACCCCCCUACCAGUCAGGAAGGGGUGAACACAGAGCAGGUAGGGAGAACAGAACAGCAGAGAAAAAGGGGCAAGUAUUUUUGAGCCAAUCCUGCCAUAAUGUGACCGUGCCAAUGACAGGCUGGGUGUUUCUGGGUCCCCUUUUGAAAAGCUCUCUUCAAACUCACCCUACCCCACCUCUCAUUGGACCUCGUUUGUGUGCACUUUACCUUGAGACCAAAACUGCCCACCCCAGCCCCACUCCCACCCUUUCUGGAGAUGUGGUAGAGAUGGGGUCUCUCCGGCUCCCUCUCUGGACUGGCUGCCCUGGCCCAGCCCCACCCUAGCCCCAGCCCUGUGGCCUUGUCAUCUCAUAACCUACUUACUUUGUCUCCUGGAUGAUUUCUGGUCAUGCUCCCAAAUGCAACUUCAGGUGAGCUAACGGGACUCCUCCUUGGGAAAGGGGUUGGCAAAAGAUCUGUAUAAUACAGCUCAGGGUGAUGGUGACAGAGGGUCAGUGGCCGUGCUGAUAAGAUAAGCCCUGGCUUGGCUGUAGAAAAUACCAUAAGGGAAACCUUUUGGCCAAUAUCCAUCACCCACUCUGCUGAGGCCAGAGGAAGGGAGGCCUCGUGGGCAGACUGGCUCAUGACUGGGGAGGAGGCUGAGCUAGGUCCCACAGCUAGGGCGUGGCUGGUCCGGCUGUGCCAGAAUCCAGGCCAUACCUACAACUGGUUCUCUAGCCCUGGUGUACUGCCCCACCCCCCACCCCCGCCUUCUUCUAGUCACUUCAAACAUUCUCUGAGGCUCGGGGAUGUCCUUCUCCCAUUCCAGAGAAUAAUCUGAUGGUGCAGGGGCCAAAAGCCCAAGAUGUCUAGACGGCUGCUGGGUCAAGGUGGCUGAUAGCCCCCUUUCUACUUCCUGAUUGUGAGCUGGCUUGUUUUCUGUCCUGAGCCCCUGGCCUGGGAGAAGAGUGGGGUCCUGAGAGCAGAAGGGCCAGAGGACAGGGGCAAGUGCUCUUCCAGCCCUGGGCCGGGUGUGAAUGAGGCACGAGCACAUAUGCCUUGGCCACACCAAGGGGACUUUGCAGUGUCUUUUUAACCUUCUCAGAAAAUUUCUCAAUCUCUGUGAUUUAUGUAAUACUAAUGAGCUGUGGGCAAUAAAUGAUGGAUUUAAAGCA